Molecule: messenger RNA, 4548 nt
Organism: Thunnus maccoyii (southern bluefin tuna)
Lineage: Eukaryota; Metazoa; Chordata; Actinopteri; Scombriformes; Scombridae
Gene: sorcs3b
Product: sortilin related VPS10 domain containing receptor 3b
Exons: 27
Coding region: 119-3871 (1250 amino acids)
Cellular component (GO): membrane
Molecular function (GO): protein binding
Source: RefSeq, a predicted model, not a curated record
GGUCUGCUGAAUGGCUUCUUGCUCGUACAGAUGAUACCUUGAAUAUCUUAGAAGUUGAAUAGCUCCGCCACGCUAUUUUUUUCUCCCUGCUGAUAGACUAUCAGUUAGGAAGGACAGAAUGGGACUGUGGUCAUUUUUGAGUUUUUCUCUUUUGGCUUUGGUGUUGCUGUACCCCUUUCACCCCAAGUUUGUGGCUCAAGCGGAAAUAAGUUCUCCUACAACAGAUAACAGAUUUUAUCGCCUGGAGAUAACGCCGCUGGAGGCACGCGUAACCCGAAAAUCAACGGAGGUCGAAGUCUCAUUCAAAGUCGACAAUAGCUCAAAAGUUUUAAGCGAUUCUGAGACGGAAUCGGUCGGUGUUGGUGCUUUAAAUCUGAACAAUGGCAACCAAGUGGGAAAUGACAUACAGAGUGGACUUGGAAAUGAGUCACGAAUCGGCAUCAAAACGGUACCAAACUACCCCAGCCGUCUGAAAAUACCUGUUAAAAAGUAUGAUAACAUUUCCGAGGACAACCAAAGGCGACCUACAGCGAAUAUAAUGUUAGAAAGCACAUUUCCUGACACAAGAAAGAGGGCAAAACGGAGUGUGGGUGCAACAUACACUGAAAAUGUGGAUAGGAGUGUAAGUGGAGAAGCGCAGCAGAGGUUUGUGGAGACUGUCCAAGGUAUUUCCAACUCCAGAGCCGAGUACCGGCGCACUGGGGAGGAAGCCAAAGGGUCUAACCCGAGGCAAAGUGAGCCGCACCUGGACACUUCUACUUUUGCUCUGUCGGGAGACUCAGCACACAACCAGGCGAUGGUGCAUUGGUCCGGACACAACAGCAGCGUGAUCCUGAUCUUGACUAAGCUGUAUGACUUCAACUUGGGGGCUGUUACUGAGAGUUCUCUGUGGAGGUCCACUGAUUAUGGAAGCACCUACACUAAACUCAAUGACAAAGUGGGUUCAAGGACAGUUUUAAGUUACCUGUAUGUGUGCCCUACCAACAAACAGAAGAUAAUGAUGCUUAGCGACCCAGAGGUAGAGAGCGCUGUUCUCAUCAGUUCAGAUGAAGGGGCAAGCUUUGAGAAGCAUCUCAUUAACUUCAACAUCCUGAGUCUGCUCUUCCACCCUGCACAGGAGAACUGGAUACUGGCUUACAGUCAUGACAGCAAGCUGUACAGCUCAAUGGACUUUGGGAAGAAGUGGCAGCUUGUUCACGACAACGUGAUGCCCGGCCGAUUCUACUGGGCGGUAAUGGGUCUGGACAGAGAAUCAGAUGUGGUCCACAUCGAGACGCGCAUCGCAAAAGGCCGCGCUCAGUACGUGAAGUGCAGAGCACAACGAUGCACAGAAGCCAACAGACAGUACCUCUUUCCUGGACAUGUAGACACCAACUCACUGGUUGUGCAGGAUGAAUAUGUUUUCACACAGGUAACUAAGACGGGACGAGCCAGCUACUUCGUGUCCUACAUGAGAGAAUCCUUCAGGCGAAUGAAAUUACCCAAAUAUUGUCUACCCAAGGACAUGCACAUUAUCAGUACAGAUGAGAAGCAGGUAUUUGCUGCAGUCCAGGAGUGGAAUCAGAACAACACUUACAGCCUGUAUAUCUCAGACUCCCCCGGGGUCUACUUUACCCUUUCAUUAGAGAAUCUGAGAACCAGCAGAGGACCCGCCGGUAACCUUCUGGUUGACUUUUAUAAGGUUGAGGGGAUACACGGCAUGUAUCUAGCCAACAAACUGGUGGACCAUCACAUCAAGACCUUUAUCACAUACAACAAGGGACAAACAUGGGCCCUGCUGCCAGCUCCUGCCACUGAUGUGGUUGGAAAUAACAUUCACUGCAUUCUGCCAUUUUGCUCGCUGCAUCUUCAUCUGGAGAUGUCAGAGAAUCCCUACACAUCUGGACCAAUCACAAGCAAAAAGUCUGUACCAGGAAUCAUUGUGGCUACAGGGAAUAUUGGAACAGAGCUGUCCUCCACCAACCUUGGAAUGUUUAUAACAUCUGAUGCAGGAAAUAGCUGGAGACAGAUUUUUGAUGAAGAACACAACAUUUGGUUUCUUGACAAUGGAGGGGCUUUGCUGGCAGUAUUGCACGCAGCAACACCGAUUCGACACUUAUGGAUCAGUCUUGAUGAAGGAAAGAAAUGGGACAGGCACAGUUUCUCCUUGGCACCUCUGUAUGUGGAUGGAGUCUUAAUGGAGCCAGAAUCUGACAAUCACAUUAUCACUUUCUUUGGACACUUCAGCCAUCGGUCAGAGUGGCAGCUGAUCAAGAUCGACUACAAGGGCCUCUUUAGUAGGAGAUGCAUGGAUGGAGAUUAUCAGACAUGGCACCUGCACAACAAGGGAGAGCUGUGUGUGAUGGGUGAGAAGCAGAUCUAUAUGAAGCGCAGGCCAGGCAACCGUUGUAUGCUGGCCCAGGACUAUUCGAGGAUCUAUUCCUCAGAGCCAUGCCUCUGUACUGCCUAUGAUUUUGAAUGUGAUUACGGGUGGGAACGCCAGGCGAACGGGAAGUGCUCCCCUGCUUUUUGGUUUAAUCCAAAUGGUGCGGCUAAAAGCUGCAGCACCAGCCAAAGCUUCCUUAACAGCACAGGGUAUCGGAAGGUUUUGUCCAAUAACUGUAAGGAGGGAGGGAAGAACGUGUACUCGCCCAGGAGGCAGGCGUGUCGUCCCAGACCACCCAGAGGCCUCCGGUUGUCCACCAGUCAAGGAGAGCUCAGUGCUGCUGUUGGAAGCAAUGUUACUUUCAUGGUCUACCUCGAUGACGGAGACUCGCUGAGGACCAGCAUCCAGCUAGACUUUGGGGACGGCAUCAGGAUCACAUACUCUAACCUGAGCAGGACUGAUGAUGGCAUCAAGCACAUCUACAGAACGACUGGGAUUUACCGAGUGACAGCUUCUGCUGAAAACAGCCAGGGAUCUGACAGCAGCAUGCUGUUUUUACACAUCACCAGUCCAGUGGAGCGUGUAUAUCUCUCCGCUCCUAUUGUAACCAUCAGGGGGAAGGAGGCUAAUCUGACUGCGGUGGUUUGGCCGAGCCACACCAGAACAUUGACCUUCUUCUGGUGGUUUGACAACAGCUCCGAGCCCAUUAUAACCUUGGAGGGAAGCAUCUCGUACACGUUUCAGAGAGAGGGAAAAAACAAGGUCACGGUCCAGGUUGCUUCUGGGAACGCCGUAAUGCAGGAUUCAAAAGUUAUAACUGUUAAAGAGUUCUUCAGGUCGCUGCUGUUGUCGUUCUCUCCAGCUCUUGACGAGCACAAUCCUGACAUUCCUGAGUGGAGGGAGGACAUAGGCCGUGUGGUGCGGACAGCGCUGUCACAGGUUUCUGGGGUUCCUGAAGAUCAGCUGCUAGUGUCUCUGUAUCCUGGACUUCCAACCGCAGCUGAGCUCUUUAUCCUGCCUGACGAGCAUACGUCAAGUGAGCACAAGAGGAGGCGUGAGGAGGCACUAGAGACCAUAUCAGAUAUUUUUGUCACUGCCCUGAACCAAGGUCUGAUCCAGUUUGAGCUGAAAGCUGAUAUUCGCAUUAUUGUGUACAUCACUCAACAAACUUUGGCACCACUUGUGGAUUCAAACUCCAUCCACAGUGGGUCAGCCAUGCUGAUGCUGCUCACUGUGGUAUUUGUUGGUUUAGCUGCAUUUUUCAUCUACAAAUUCAAAAGGAAAAUCCCUUGGAUCAAUGUCCAGACCGAGGACAGUCAUGAGAAGGAACCAGAAGUGAUCAGUACAGUCGGCCAGAAUGACAACAUGUCCAAGGUCAAGCUUAGUGAGUUUCCCUCUCAGAAAGAACUCAUGGAAAAGGAGCUGGAGGCCAGGAGCAGAGGGGGAAUUGGAAGAAAUAUGGAAAGAAUUGUAACAAGGGAAUUCCCAAACUGUACUAAUGUCUAAGACAUGCACUCUGUUACUGAGUAAGUACAGAUUAUUGUGUUUCAAUCGUGCUGAAAUUGUUUGCUUUGUUGGCAUUGUUUUUGUUAAUAUUUCACGCUGUUAGCUGCUAUCAUUCAAAGUCAUGUUUUUUUUUUAACUCACAUAGAUAGAGUAAGUAUCUACUUUAUAAUACAAUGAUUAAUCGAUUAGUCCAGACUUGAGGGCCUCUAUUUUGAGUGCGGUGAAACACCACAAUUGGAUGAAAACUGCAGCGCCCAGCAGCGUUUUCACACAGAUGCUCACAAUAUGUCCAGUUAUGUUAGCAAUGUUCAGCUGACAUUGUGCAUUUUGGGCGAACGCUUUACUGCCUGUGACAAACAGUAUCUUCAUUGUUCUUAAUUUGGAUGAUGUCAACAUAGGAAGCACAGACUGAGUUGCUUUAAUAAAACACAGUGGGCUGCUAUAAAAACAAUGCGAGUACACCAUCAAUACCAUGUACACACUGGUAAGUAAAAGAUAUAGUAUGCAUAGGUUUUACUGCAUACAUAUAUUUUUUGAUAAAGUUUGAUAAAAGUCACUUUAAAUUCAAUAUUUAAUGACAGAGAAUGAUCAUGACUUACUAAAAGGAUAUUUAGGCCCUCAAGGAAUAUUAUGAUAAUAUCAUACAGGGCUUGAAAUGGUUUAAUAACUAAUUUAAA